AGCGGCGGCGGCGGCGAGAUUCUUGAUCAAGAUAUGGCCGGUGGUAUGGCGGCGGCAGAGGCGGAGGGGGAUAGGGGUGACGUCAGGCCCACCAUUGCAGAGAGAAGGGCGGCGAAAAGCGGUUUCCGGGCUCUCUCUCUCCGCCGGAAAUGUGCUCCUCGCCUGCGUCGUCUCUCCGCUCCCCUCGCUUCACUAUUUCUCCCGGAAUCAGCCCUACGGCGCUGCUAGGGUCGCCGUCCGGCUGCCCGGCCAUGCUCCCCGGUUCUCUCGAAUCUCCUGCAACAGAAACAUUACAAUUUCCAGGGCAAGUUAGGGACGACAAUUCUGAGUUUGGCUUAGUUAUGAAUCAUCAUAUAACAGACGACAACGGGUCCGGCAUAGGUACCAAUUCCGAUGAAACCGAUCAUCCUCCGCCGACGGAUUUUCCGGUCGAAUCAUCCGAAAGCCGAACGGGCAUGUCCUGUGACAUCAUCGUCACAAAUUCCAGUGACCAAGAACUUCCGCUGCCUCGUCAUCCGCAUAGCCCGGCACCCCUUACCAAUUCGUCGGACGACGACGGGUACGCGUGGAGGAAAUACGGGCAGAAGCACGUGAAAGGGAGCGAGUACCCGCGGAGCUAUUACAAGUGCACUCACCCGAAGUGUGCCGUGAAGAAGAAAGUGGAGCAUUCGCCGGACGGGCAGAUAACAGAGAUCGUUUACAAGGGGGCACACAACCACCCCAAGCUUCCAUCAUUGACCGGAUCAACGGCCAUGAUCGGGUUUGAACCCGGAGAUACCCCUCAGCCGUCAUCUACAGCCGGUAGUCAAGAUGGUGAUGGUGAUGAUGAAGAUGGAGUCUCCCAAGGCAUCUCCAAUUUCCUACACACAGAAUACGGGGAUCCGGAACCCAAACACAGGAGGAAAGAUGAAUGGGGAGGAGAAACGAGCGUGACAACAACAAGAUCAAUAGGGGAACCAAAAGUGGUACUUCAGAUUGAAAGCGAAAUAGACAUACUUGACGACGGUUAUCGCUGGAGAAAGUACGGUCAGAAAGUUGUCAAGGGCAAUCCAAAUCCCAGGAGCUAUUACAAGUGCACAAGUCCAGGAUGCCCGGUGAGGAAGCACGUGGAAAGAGCAUCGGACGACCUGAAAUCCGUGAUCACCACUUACGAAGGGAAGCACAACCACGAGGUGCCGCCCACCAAGGCUGCUGCUGCUGCUGCAGUAGUGAACUGCAACAGCUACACCGCACCUCCUGCCGCCAGCGGCUCAGCCUUUCUGCCGAGAGAACCAGCUUCUUCUGGUGAGAGGGAGCAGCGGGAUCACCAUCCAUCCUUCCCAUUUGAACAGAAACCUGUUAUUACAGCAGGGGUGGAGGAGGGGGCGGAGACGCUUGACUGCUAUGCAACCGACUUCAAAUUUAUGCCUUCCUCUGUUUACCCGCUCAAAUUCCCGCCUACACCAUUUUAUGGAAGGAGCAGCUCGCUCGUUGCUGCUGCCACCACCACCUGUAACUAUAGCAGGCCGCCAGAGAUGGUGGUUCUGCCUGAGCUGCCCAUUCCACUAUACCCAAUGAAACUGCCUUCUCUUCACAAACUCACAGAAUUGGCCCCACUUGCUAAUUUCCUUCACUUCAAUGGCACUGGUCCAAAGGAAGAGCACAAACAGGGUAAUCCCCACACAUUGCUAUACCAAUGACUAUGCAGAACAUUUUCCAUAUUGAUUACCCUUGAACACUCUUCCUGUAUUUGAUAACACAUUACACAAUGAAGGUUUUUUAAAAUU
Molecule: messenger RNA, 1766 nt
Organism: Cuscuta campestris
Lineage: Eukaryota; Viridiplantae; Streptophyta; Magnoliopsida; Solanales; Convolvulaceae
Source: the annotation of a GenBank genome assembly